CCAUUCCUGCCUCUGGACGGGCGCUCUCCCGGGGACACGCAGGCUCCUCCCGGAGAAAGCCGGAUUCCCCGUCGAGUCGCUGCCAUGGCCUCCGUCCCCUCCGCCGGCUGCCUCCUGGCCAAGAACCAGUACUACAGGACAAGACUGAACUCAGAAUCCAGUGUUUCUUCCAGCUCCUCCAGCUGUUUGGAUGCUGUGAACAUCACAGACCAGGACAAAGCAUCGCAUGGGUUACCAGAGUUAAUUGAUAAAUAUUGGUGGAUAAAAAGCUUCUUCCAUAGUGAACCCUCUCCACCAACUGUUGGCAGAAAAACACUCUCAGCAAGCAGUACCAACAGUUGAAAAGGACUGUGUGAUGGCUUUUCUGACUGAGAUGCUACGUACAGACUUGUUUUUCCAAGAGGCUUGGGGUCUUCCUAAUGUCUGGGUUCAGCUGCAAGAAGAAAACAAAACCUUUAGGAGAGUGGAAAAGUGUAUUUUCAAAAUAUUUCUCAGUAGCUAAAAUGAUAUUGCUUAAUGAACAUAUCCAUGGCCUACAGUGUUCUUUCCAGAUUUGCCAUAAUUUGUGAUGUCUCUCUAAUGAAAGUUUCCAGGAGUAAACAUCCUGAUGACUUACUUGAGUAAUUAGAGAAAAGUGACAGUAAAAAUAAGACAUCAUAGGUUUAGGAGGAAGAUGUGUAUUGAAUGACUUUGCAAUAGCUGAUUCAGUUAAGUUGCCUUUAAGAUACCAGCUCUCUAGGCAGUCACACUGAUGUAAACAAGAUUCAUAUCUAUAAUCCAGAGUAGGACUGCUGUGUAGCACAUGUCUUUUAUCCAGUAUUUGUGUAACAGUUACAGGGUGUGAGUUUACAAGAAUGCUUGUCAAUAGCUUUGCUUUUAGAAAGCGCAAUUAUAUGAACAAGCAAAAAUCAGUUUGGUGUCUUUGAUCAAGCAGAGUGCAUAGAUCCCAAUUUCAAAUACCCAGGUACCACUUUCACUCCUAUGUAUGCUGGUAUUUGAGGACAGAAUAGAGGAGAUGCACAAGAAACCAGUAAUCCUAAUGGAAACUGUCCUUUCCAAGGAGAAGAGCAACCUUAAUCAGAGUUGAUACUUCUAGUUUGUUUUAGAUUUCUUCUGCUUGCUUUGCUUCGUUGUGGCUUAAAGAUCUACUUGUUCCUAAGUGACUAAUUCUAUCAAUAUUUUGCUGUCUGUUGGAUUAGUUAUGAGGCCUAGAUCUGGCAAAGGAUUCCACUCAAAGUAAUCACAUUAUUGUUGUUAUCCAGGUGUACCUUUGUCAUGCUCUUGAAAGCUACUAUAACAUUGCAAUGCUGAAGACUAAAUGAAGCUAAUUAGUCUAAUGAUUGUUUAUUCUACUGGGCAUGACUGAAAUGCAUAAAGGGUUAUGGAAAAUAACAAAUAUUUGGCUGGAUGAUAACGUUUGUGAAGGUAUCUAUGUAACUUUUUGAUGUAGUCAUUAAACCUGCUGGAUAUUUGCCCAUCACUGGAUGAACUAACAGUAGCAAACAUUAAUGUAGCUCACUUCUUUUUAUUAUAGGUUAGUGGUUGUCAUGGUUAUGCAUAACUCCAAGGUGUAUCAAGUGGCUGCUUCAGGGAGUUUACAGUCUUGGUGGAGGCAAUAAAUGCAUGGCAGAUGACAACAGAAAAGAGCACAAUUCUGAAAAAAUGAUUUUAAGGGUCUUUAAA
Molecule: messenger RNA, 1683 nt
Organism: Sturnus vulgaris (Common starling)
Lineage: Eukaryota; Metazoa; Chordata; Aves; Passeriformes; Sturnidae
Gene: PPDPFL
Product: pancreatic progenitor cell differentiation and proliferation factor like
Biological process (GO): multicellular organism development; cell differentiation
Source: RefSeq, a predicted model, not a curated record